Molecule: messenger RNA, 2057 nt
Organism: Fomitopsis serialis
Lineage: Eukaryota; Fungi; Basidiomycota; Agaricomycetes; Polyporales; Fomitopsidaceae
Exons: 9
Coding region: 179-1606 (475 amino acids)
Biological process (GO): carbohydrate metabolic process
Source: RefSeq, a predicted model, not a curated record
AGUCGGGUAACACAGAUGCGACAUUCAUGUUUAUACAAUUAUCGGAGCAGUCUGAUGCGAGGCUGACAUGCAGCAGCUGCUGGCAUCCACCUCAGUCGCCGAAUUCUCUCACUCGUAUUUAUUGCCAGUCUGAGCAUAGUUAAAGUAGGUACUCCUGAGUUCGCUUUCUUCCUUCCUCAUGCGCGGUCCCACUUUCGCUGUAGCCACUGCCCUGCUGGGCGCAUCGUUCUUCAAGUCACGGUUUGCCGAAGCACACACCCCCACCGACGCCCAACUGGACGACGUGAAGGAUAAUCUCUGGCUCGCCGCACAGCAGACAUGGGAACUCGGCACGGAGGCAGAGGCUCUCGUCGAGUCCGAUGCCCCUGCCUGUGCCGUUUUUGCCGACACCCCCCUCCCGCCUCCUAUCGGCAACAACUCCUCGUCCUACAACUACACCGCGCUCCGGCCUGUCCUCCAGAUCGCCUACAACGCGGCGUACAACCGCUCGAACGCGACGGGCCCCCAGCCGAUCAUGUACGUCGAGGGCGGCGCGGCCGGCGACCCUGCGUCCAUCGGCAUCGCAAUGCUCAUCGCGAACUGGACGGGCGCGCCCGAGCCAGAGCUUGAUAGGCCGGAGCUUGCGGACAGCCCGUUUGGUACGUCGGUCGGACAGGGCGUGUCCUAUGCGCGCGCGGCGGAGGAGCAGCUUGAAUAUUUAUUGACGGUCGUGCCUCGCACUAGCGACGGUGCGAUCAGUCAUCGUAUUGAAACGACACAGUUAUGGGCCGAUGCCGUCUACAUGAUUCCUCCAUUUCUCGCUUAUUAUGGUUCCCUUGUCGAGGAGGCAUAUAAUCAGGUCAAACUUUACCGCGCGUAUCUCUCCAACACCACUACGCCUCUAUGGCAGCACAUCCUGCUCGGUACGGGAGCCUAUGAUCCCGGUUAUUGGUCAACAGGUAAUGCAUGGGCCGCUGCGGGCAUGGUCCGCGUCCUCGCCACGAUCCAGCACUCUCAAUUCGCCGACACCAUGGUCAGCGAAAUGAAGGACCUCUCGACCUGGAUCGUCGAGAUCCACAAAGGGAUAGCUCUCUCCUGGCAGGACUCUUCCACCGCGCUCUUCCACAACUACGCCAACAACAAAACCUGGUUCCUCGACGGCUCCUCCACCUCCCUCCUCGCGAGCACCGUCUACCGCCUCGCAGCCCUCCAAGGCGUCAACACGUACAUCCCCAACGCCGAGGCCGCCCGCGACGCGCUCUCCGCCCCGCGGGCACCGCCGCCGGCUACACCUCGUGGGGCACCGGCGACGGCGGCCACCUCCGCCGCCCCCUCCAACACGGCGACGGCGAGCUACGCGGUGCCGACCCCGACGGGCGGGGGAGCGGGCCUUAGCCAUUUCUCCCCGGAGAUGUGGCUCACGCCCGUGGUCGACCCGUACAACUGGAACACGCAGGGUGGGAGCUCACCCGAGGGCCAGGCGUUCGUCGUCGAGAUGUACGCGGCGUGGCGGGACUGGGUCGCGCUCGGGUCGCCGGGGGCGAGCGCCAGCCUGAGUGCGCGUCGGAACGGGCCUCUCGUCGCUGCUGCGGUGAGCCCGUGGGUCAGUUGGAUGGGUUUGUGGUGAGCGUGUUGCUGUUGCUAGGGUAUGAUGCUCGAGCCUUGGAACGGCUCGAGAUGCCGACUCAUUGUCACUACGACACUCACUCUUUUGGGCUUUCUGUGCAUGAUUUAACUUAUCCCACCGUAUGAUUCGGUACUUACGUCUAAUUUUAACGUUCAGUUCUGGCUUUAUCGUCAAACGGAGAUGAGGCCCGCCCGAGCAGGGGUGUUUCGCACCGCGUCCAACAUCGGUCCAUUAUGCAACACAAGCUCGUAUGAAACCACAUACGUCGUGAACGAUUAUACUGUCAGUCGGCCCAGUAUAACUGGGUCUAUUCAUCCGCGCACUGGGUCACAGAGCGCAGCGGAAGUAUGCGCUACGGCGCUUCGCACCGCAUAGCUGUAGGGUCUGAGGUUUGUACAUUCUGGGCAUGUCGCAGUUGCAAACAUUCCGCUUCGCUCACAUUUCGUCCCAC